Messenger RNA from Carcharodon carcharias (great white shark), 2946 nucleotides. RefSeq names its product apoptosis facilitator Bcl-2-like protein 14. The record is from RefSeq and is a predicted model, not a curated record. The coding region runs from base 577 to 1518 and encodes 313 amino acids. The transcript is spliced from 6 exons. NCBI's taxonomy places the organism in Eukaryota, Metazoa, Chordata, Chondrichthyes, Lamniformes, Lamnidae. Gene Ontology annotation, biological process: regulation of apoptotic process.
ACACGGAAACAAGUUACAACGACACGCAUUGGACACACGGUUUUCUUAAACCGAUGAGAUUGCUUGAAUUUACCCUCACAUUUCUACGGAUAUUUUAACAGCCUGAGCUUGGGGUGACCCGAAGGGAGAAAUGUUGCCAAAAAAAACCACAUCUGAUAAGAUCCAUUUUUUUCAAUACGAAAUGAAUUGCCGAGUUGUUAAAAUGCAGUGACUUGGUCCUUUGCUUAUAGAUCAAAUGCUCUUCAGUGUUAAAUUUAGUUUCCGAGAUAAAUUUCCACCAAGAAAUUCCAAGAUUGUUUCCUUAAGCUGAAGUUGCGGUGUAACCACACUCGCUGUAAGUGCAACGGGAGUUUUAGUAGUGAUGUUUUUGUUUGUUUCUCUUUCACAUUACAAUAAUAGUGAUCGUGUUUUCUGCCAGGCUUUUCUUAACAGUGGGUUUUAUUGUAAAACUCAAACAAUUUUUUAAAAGUUCAGUAAACUCUAUAUGUGUAGCAACGUUUUUACCGGUCGAUUGGAACUUUUUAUUUCUGAAGGGGUAAGCUGCAACUCCGCUGUUCUGAAGUUUUCAGGUAAAACAUGGGUCCAUCUGAUGCAGUUGAGGAUAAUUCCAUGUUGGACUCCAACUCCACAGAUGAUGACAGCUUUGAGUUCAGAAUGUUGAUGGCCUAUGCAAAAAGGACUUUGCCUAUAGAUAAAGCCCCUAAAGCUAGCAACGGGAAACCAGACAAGCCUUCAGUUGAAGGGAGCAAUGUGGGUGCUGCACACAAUGUUGGUUCAAACCAACAAGCAAAAGUUGAACUAAGGCAAACAAGCAAAAUCCAAUCUGGUGGAAAAGAGAGAAAUUGUGCUCGCAAAUCCAGCGGCAGAAGGAAAUCUAUAUGGAGAAGGAUUCCAUGUUUACGAGGAGAAUCAGAAAAAUGCAAAGCUUCUUUUGUAGAACAACAAGGAAUGGAUGAAGAGGGCAAGAUGAUGUUCAAAUCUUCAUACAAAAUCACUUUUCCAGAAGCAGAAUAUGAAUCAAUGCCUUCUGCUAAUGAGGUUGCUGAAAUGUUGCAGAAGAUUAUGAAUGCGAAGCAGCAGAAGAAUACCGUUGGGGUGAUUCGUUCUUACAGUUUAGAAGUUGAUGCUACUGGGGAUGAUCAGAAAACGAUAGACUGGAUUAUUGCACUCUUGACAACUGAAGGAGACUCUAUAGAUGAAGAAAUUAAAAAAGACCCCACCUUUACCAGACUACUUGGUGAAAAGCCAUCACUUACCAUUUUUAAAAAAGUUAUGGAUUCUGUUCUUGAAGUAGCCUUGCCUGCAGAAAUAAAUUCUGAAGUAGAGAGUGAAACAGAAAGGAAGCUGAAGAAGAUUGCUUUUGUCGUACAUGCAACCACUAGAUUUGCAGCUGUUGGUAAUCACCCAAUGACUCAAAUUAUGGGUUUUGGAACAAAAUAUUUGCAGGAUAACUACACUGCCUGGGUCACACAGAAAGGAGGGUGGGCAAAGUUAAUGAAAGAAGAAUAUAUUGACUGACUGCAAGAAACCCAGGUGUCAAGUUAUACAAAUGCUUUCCUAAACGAUGGCAAUGCCUUACACUUUACCAGACUUGUUUCUUGAGCUAGCUUACACUGUGGUGGUGAGUGAUCAUGGACUCCUAAUGCAUCAAAUCACCUAUGGAGUUUGGAACAGCUGAAAAAUGAACCAGAGUCUCGUGGAAACUGACUGAUAACUCUAAGAAAAGUCCAAAUGACAACGUUCUGCAAGGGUGUUAAAUAUAAUUUUAUAUUUUAGAGUAGGGGGGAGUUUGAAGCCUGAUGCCAGGAACUCUGGGCUGCAUUAUGUUGGUGACAGGAAGGCAGUGAUUCCAUUUGCAAGCAGUAGGAAGCCAAAUGUGCUAGAUAGAGGUAUUUGUCUCAUUUGUAUGUAAUUAAAUGUGCAGCCCUCUGGUUGACCUCCCCUUUGGAACAUGAGGCCUUGCCUGGAUUCUACCACAUUGUGAAAUUACCUUCCAUUGGAGUGGAAAUUUUUGCCGAAAGGGAAGAGGAGACCAUCACAAUCACACAGUUGAAGGACCGCCUUCAGAUGUUGCCUCUGUGAGGUAAACAGACUGAGUGCAAGCACCAGGUGAUCAGGAAGACCAGGGACCCACCAAAGGACAUCUCAUCCAAGGGCAGUAACCAGUAAAAAGAACAAACAGACAUGGGACUCAUCCACCCAGUCCUCCUGGACCCCUGAGUGGAGGAGGAGCAGAGCAGAGGCACCAAUGCUGCAGCAGCAACAAAAAUUAUGAAAGCUGUUCAGGGUCCAUAAGGUAGUGAUCCAGAAGCUUCAUUCACUCUGUAUUGAGGUCUGGAUACCAUUUAAAAGUGGCAGCACCACCUGCCCUCACAUCACCUGAAGCUGGAAUUGGUGGCUUCCUGCCUACCCCUAGCACUUGAUUGGCUGGGCCCAGUGACCCCAUCCUGUUAAAUGGCCAAUUGCAUACAACUGGCAAUGCCCCCCACCACCACCAGGACCUGUGGCAUUGAAUAAAUUCUGCCCAUGGACUUGUAUAAAGUACUUUAUAACAUCAGGGUACCCAAAUCACAUGGGCCUGAGUGAAGAAGCCAUUAUAACAUUGCGUGACUGAUCAGAGAAAAGGUGUCUCAAGUUUAUUUCUCUCCUGUUGUGGGAUUCAAAUGACUAGGGGUUCUCCCAUCUCCUUCUGCUGACUUCAGUCUUUUCUGAUCUGGAAGUCAGUUAUUGAGGUCCAACUGUUAAAAUCAUCUGGACCUCUCACUACCAUUCCCCUGGCCAGAAUCUCAGCUGAGAGUUAAAAUUCCCUGCACCUUUAGAAAUGAAGGAUAAUCCAUUGGAAGAUGGCCUAGAGAUGCUAUUUGCCAGAAUUUUUGUCAAAGCUUGUAAAAUGUAGUUAUAUUUGGAUUUCAUCUCUCGUUUUGUUAAAUAAAGCUCCCAUGAUAA